Messenger RNA from Aspergillus oryzae RIB40, 1521 nucleotides. RefSeq names its product cytochrome P450. The coding region runs from base 1 to 1521 and encodes 506 amino acids. Gene Ontology annotation, molecular function: iron ion binding; monooxygenase activity; heme binding. The transcript is spliced from 4 exons. The record is from RefSeq and is a predicted model, not a curated record. Lineage: Eukaryota; Fungi; Ascomycota; Eurotiomycetes; Eurotiales; Aspergillaceae.
AUGACCCAGCUUAGCAUAGAGACAUUCGUGGUCUUCACAGCCUUCGGGCUACUCUGGCUCUCGUAUGAAUAUUUUCGACCCGGGAGUAUACUAAGCCGGUUUGCGAGCAUGCGAAGCAAGCUACCUCCCGGUCCCCCAGGGCUCCCGAUCUUCGGAAACAUGUUCCAAUUUACGAGAGCCCGAGAUGCAGGGUUAUGGGGCCCGUUCGUAAGUCCAGGCUUCUUGCCCUCCGCCGCCUCACUACGCCAAUACGGUCCAAUGACCACACUGCACAUGGGCUUCCAGACCUGGGUGGUGCUGAAUGGCCCCGAACGACCAGACAUGCCCAUUGCUGGUGAUCUCGUCAGUCACGGUUUACGCACUGUCAUUCGUCCCACUGCUGCAUGGACUGAGGGGAGACGCGUGAUGCACCAUCUGCUCAGCGGAUCCGUUCUGCGUAUAUACGGCAACUGGCAAGAGAUUGAGUCGCUCCAGAUGCUCUCUGCCUAUCUGCGGGAGCCCAAGCACUGGUACGCGCACCACUAUCGCUACUCCAUUGCUGUGCUAUACCGUCUUGUCAUGGGGGAGAAUCUCUCCAAGACGCAGGAUGAGUUAAACGACUAUCAGAAAGUAACGAUGGAGAUCACGUUGAGCUCACUCAACAGCAUGGUUGAUUUCUUUCCGCGGCUGGAUCGCUGGAUUCCUAUCUAUCUACAGUGGUGGCGACCGUACUGGGCAAAGAUGGGUGACUUCCAUCAUUCGGUGUUCAAAUCGUGGUGGGAUCCCAUCCGUGAUGCUGUCCGCCAAGGGACAGCCAAUCCUGGCUUCGUGCGAGACACACUGCUCCAUCCAGACAUGCGCUACAAGGGCACUGAGGAAGAAGCCAUGUAUCUCGCCACGUCGGUCAUUGCAGCCGGCAGCGACAAUACCCGCAUGGCGCUCAACACAUUCAUCAUGGCAAUGAUCAGCCAUCCGGAAACGAUGGCUCGCGCUCGCCAGCAGUUAGAUGCUGUCUGCAUCAACGAAGAUGGUACACUACGGCUCCCCGGCAUGGCGGACUUCGACCGUCUACCCUACCUGGCUGCUAUGGUUAAAGAGGUCCUGCGCUGGCGACCUACAACACCCGUCACGCCGCAGCAUCAGCUGACAGAGGAUCUGGAGUAUGAAGGGUACCGUUUCCCGAAAGGAACAUGCUUUGUAGUCAACGGGAUUGCACUUGGUCAGGUAUGCGACAACCCAGAUCAAUUCGAUCCAUCGCGUUGGCUGGACGGGAACGAGGGCAAUAUCGUACAUAAUCUCUGGGCGUUUGGUGGCGGAAGACGUAUCUGUGUCGGUUACCGAGUUGCCCAGCAGGCACUAUAUGUGGCUAUAGCACGAAUUAUUUUCUGUUUUGAUUUAUGCGCGGAUGGUCCAAUCGAUACACGGAAGCUUAACCAUUUUCACAUCCAUAACGAACCAUUUCCUGUUAGGGUGACUGUUCGUAGUGCCAAGCAUGAAUUUCUGAUCAAAGAAGAAGCAGAGAAAGCGAGUACAGCUUUUUAA